CUUAUGGCAACCAGGUGGGGCAUCUGUAGCGCAGGGAAGAUUAGCCACGACUUCACCGUGGCCUUGAGGACCCUUCUUCCCGGAGACCACCAGGUCGUGGCGGUGGCAGCUCGAGACCUGCGGCACGCGCAGGAGUUCGCCGAGAGGCACAGCAUUCCGCGAGCUUACGGGAGCUAUGAGGAGCUGGCUAAAGACGCCGAGAUCGACGUUGUGUAUGUGGGUACCAUUCACCCUCACCACCUGCCUGCGGGAGUGCUCUUCAUGAACGCAGGGAAGAGCGUUCUCUGUGAAAAGCCAAUGGCCAUGAAUGGGAGGGAAGUGCAGGAGCUCAUUGCCACAGCCAGAAAGAACGACGUCUUUCUGAUGGAGGCCGUGUGGACGCGGUUCUUCCCGGUGUCUCUGGAGAUCGGGCGGUCGCUCACCCAGGGCGAGAUAGGGGAUGUGCUAAUGGUGAGGGCAGAUCUGGGGGCCCCUCUCACCCACAUACCCCGCCUUGCGGAGAGGGACCUGGGCGGCGGCGCGCUACUGGACCUCGGGAUCUACUGCCUGCAGUUUGUGGUACUAGCUUUCGGUGGGGAGCGGCCGGAGUCUGUCCAGGCCACUGGAGUCUGUCUGGACUCAGGAGUUGAUGGGACCACGGUUGUCACUCUGAAGUUCUCCAGGAACAGGACCGCUGUGUGCACCUGCUCCAUCACCAUGCAGCUGACCAACGAUGCCGUGAUUGUGGGCACCAAGGGGACCAUCAGGGUCCCUACUAAUAUGUGGUGCCCCACAUCUUUGGUGGUGAAUGGGAAGGAGAAGCAGUACUCACUGCCAGAGCCGGGACAGCAACUCAACUUCCUCCACAGCACAGGGCUGAGCUAUGAGGCUGAGGAAGUCAGGAAGUGCCUGCUCAAAGGACUCAGAGAAAGCUCUCAGAUGUCACUGUCAGAUUCAGCCCUGCUAGCAGAAAUCAUGGAUGAAGCCAGGAGACAAGUGGGUGUGGUCUACAGCCAAGACAGUCAAUGACCUCCU
Messenger RNA from Megalops cyprinoides (Indo-Pacific tarpon), 1014 nucleotides. RefSeq names its product trans-1,2-dihydrobenzene-1,2-diol dehydrogenase-like. NCBI's taxonomy places the organism in Eukaryota, Metazoa, Chordata, Actinopteri, Elopiformes, Megalopidae. Bases 4 to 1008 code for a protein of 334 amino acids. Gene Ontology annotation, molecular function: nucleotide binding. The record is from RefSeq and is a predicted model, not a curated record. The transcript is spliced from 7 exons.